Molecule: messenger RNA, 678 nt
Organism: Aspergillus wentii DTO 134E9
Lineage: Eukaryota; Fungi; Ascomycota; Eurotiomycetes; Eurotiales; Aspergillaceae
Product: HD domain-containing protein
Exons: 2
Coding region: 1-678 (225 amino acids)
Cellular component (GO): cytoplasm
Molecular function (GO): 5'-deoxynucleotidase activity
Source: RefSeq, a predicted model, not a curated record
AUGGGCUCCGAAACACCAGUCUGGAGUCCCCAGACAGUCUUGUCUACUCUGCCUCACCCCCCAGAGGAAAACUCCGCCUCCCCCGUUUCCUUCUUCCACCUGCUCGAACGACUCAAGACUACCAAGCGCGAGGGCUGGCGCCGUUUCGAUAUCCACCAUGGCGAAUCGAUCUCGGAUCAUAUGUACCGCAUGUCCAUCAUGACAAUGUUCGCUCCUCCGUCGUUGGCCGCGAAGAUCAACCUGCCCCACUGCACGAAGAUGGCCCUGGUUCACGACAUGGCCGAAUCGCUCGUGGGUGAUAUCACACCGGUGGACAACGUGAGCAAGUCCGAGAAGGCUCGACGAGAAGCAGAAGUGAUGGACUAUAUCUCCAAGACUUUGUUGGCCGGUGUUCCCGGGGGCAUGCUGUCGGGACAAGAAAUCAUGAACGUAUUCCAAGAGUACGAAGAGAACAAGACUCUCGAGGCUCAGUAUGUUCACGAUAUCGAUAAGAUUGAACUGCUCCUGCAGAUGGUCGAGUACGAGCGUACCCAUGACGUCGAUUUGACUGAAUUUUGCCAUGUCGCUCCCCGGGUUCAGCUGCCCGAGACCAAGGAAUGGGCCGCUACACUCAUUAAGGAACGAGAGGAACUGCAGAAGCAAAAGAAGCAAAAGGCAGCCAAUGGUGUGCAGGCAUAA